AUGACGGUCGAUGAAAUGGACGACGACGACGACGACGCGGUGCCGCUCCUCGACCGACACAUGGCCUUUGACGUCGACAUGUGCGAAGUCGUGUACACGGACAAGCCCCUCGUGCUCGAACCGCCGCCGGCAGCGCCCGAGCUCCAGCGGGAUAUUUCCCGAACAGAAAUCGAGUCGAUGCUCGCCAAGCUCCUCUCCCAGUCGACCGACACGCUGCAUCAGUUUGUACUUUAA
Messenger RNA from Saprolegnia parasitica CBS 223.65, 234 nucleotides. RefSeq lists its product as hypothetical. The transcript is spliced from 2 exons. The coding region runs from base 1 to 234 and encodes 77 amino acids. Lineage: Eukaryota; Oomycota; Saprolegniomycetes; Saprolegniales; Saprolegniaceae. The record is from RefSeq and is a predicted model, not a curated record.